CGGCUUCGUUGCUUCACAGGAGGUGUUGUGAUUGCACGAGUCAGAUUCUUGGUCUCCUUCGUUGCUUCGCAGGAGGUGUUGAGAUUGCGCGAGUCGCUUCUUCGGCUCCUUCGUUGCUGUUCGACUUGGCUACUUCGUUGCUGUUCGACUUCGCUCCUUGACGUUCCCUUCCUGUCGGAUCAGACGUUACAACAUUUUGAUCUGAAGCAACGACGGGAGCUCCCUCUCGCUCGCCGUGAAGGGUUAUAAUCACAAAGGGUUUCAAGUCAGCAUAGGAUGGCCACAACUAGCUCAAAGAAUGCAAGGAAGAAGGAAGUGAAGAAAGAAACUGGACUUGGUCUAACAUAUAAGAAGGAUGAAAAUUUUGGAGAAUGGUACUCUGAGGUUGUUGUUAAUAGUGAAAUGAUUGAAUACUAUGACAUCUCUGGCUGUUAUAUUUUGCGACCUUGGACAAUGGCAAUCUGGGAAACCUUAGAAGCAUUUUUUGAUUUAGAGAUAAAGAAAAUGAAUGUAAAAAAUGCUUAUUUUCCUUUAUUUGUUACGGAGAAUGUUCUUCAAAAGGAGAAGGAUCAUAUUGAGGGUUUUGCUCCAGAGGUUGCAUGGGUCACGAAGUCCGGGCAGAGUGAUUUGGAAAUACCUAUUGCAAUUCGUCCUACUAGUGAAACCGUGAUGUAUCCUUAUUUUUCCAAGUGGAUUAGGGGACACCGUGACUUGCCAUUAAAGCUAAACCAGUGGUGCAAUGUUGUGCGGUGGGAGUUCAGCCACCCCACACCAUUCAUAAGGAGUCGGGAGUUUCUUUGGCAAGAAGGUCAUACAGCUUUUGCAACUAAAGAGGAAGCUGACAAUGAGGUUCUUGAGAUAUUGGAACUAUAUAGAAGAAUUUAUGAAGAAUAUCUUGCAAUUCCAGUAAUCAAAGGAAAGAAAAGCGAGUUAGAAAAGUUUGCUGGCGGUUUUUAUACUACAAGCGUUGAGGCUUUUAUCCCAAAUACAGGUCGUGGAAUACAAGGAGCCACCUCACAUUGCCUUGGUCAAAAUUUUGCAAAAAUGUUUGAGAUAGAUUUUGAAAAUGAGAAGGGGGAGAAGGCCAAGGUUUGGCAGAAUUCUUGGGCAUACAGCACCCGCACGAUUGGAGUAAUGGUCAUGGUUCAUGGAGAUGAUAAAGGCUUGUUGCUGCCACCUAAAGUUGCAGCUGUCCAAGUUAUUGUAGUUCCUGUACCUUACAAGGAUGCUGAUACCCAGGCCAUCUUUGCAGCCUGCUUAUCUACAGUUCAAACAUUGCAAGCAGCCGGAUUCAAGGCUGAGCAUGACUUGAGGGAAAAUUAUUCACCUGGUUGGAAGUACUCUCAUUGGGAAAUGAAAGGAGUUCCCCUUAGAAUUGAAAUUGGUCCCAAGGAUCUAGCAAAUAACCAGGUACGUGUCGUCCGUCGUGACAAUGGCGUGAAAGCGGAUAUACCUGUUGCCAGUUUGGUUGAAAAGAUUAAAGAUGUAUUAAUCAGCAUCCAGGAAAACCUUUUUAAUACAGCUAAACAAAAACGAGAUGCCAGCAUAAAAGUUGUCCAAACUUGGGAUGAGUUCAUUGCUGCCCUUAAUGACAAAAAGAUGAUCCUUGCUCCUUGGUGUGAUGAAGAGGAAGUUGAGAAAGACGUGAAAACACGGACAAAAGGUGAACUUGGAGCUGCUAAGACAUUAUGCACCCCAUUUGACCAACCAAGACUUCCUGAAGGUACGCUAUGCUUUGCAUCUGGAAAACCUGCCAAGAAGUGGACAUACUGGGGUCGAAGCUAUUAAACGCAGCAGAUAACUCAAACGUUAAAAAAGCUACCAUACAAAUUUUACUUCUUCCAAAUGAUAUCAACGCAACCGUCCAUUUUUCUAUUUAUCAUCGAUUUUGAUUCAAGUUUUUGCCCUGAAGAGUUGCAGCUUCAAGCGAUUUGAAAAUUUGAUAUUUUUCCUCCCUGAAGGCAACAGCAACUAUAUUGUCCAUCAUUACUCCAAAGCCAUAAUUUUAAUGAUUUGAUUGUGUUUCUUCGGACUA
Molecule: messenger RNA, 2035 nt
Organism: Dendrobium catenatum
Lineage: Eukaryota; Viridiplantae; Streptophyta; Magnoliopsida; Asparagales; Orchidaceae
Product: proline--tRNA ligase, cytoplasmic-like
Exons: 13
Coding region: 277-1788 (503 amino acids)
Biological process (GO): prolyl-tRNA aminoacylation
Cellular component (GO): aminoacyl-tRNA synthetase multienzyme complex; cytoplasm
Molecular function (GO): ATP binding; proline-tRNA ligase activity
Source: RefSeq, a predicted model, not a curated record